AUGGUGGCACGGACACCUGGACUGGUUCCGUUUCCUGUGAUGCAUGACGGCUGGCAAGGCCUGGUGAUCUAUCAGGAAAGGAGAGAUUUCGGAACUACUGCUGCUGUUAUUGUCACCAUUGCUGUAGCAGCUACUGCCGCCACCGCUGCUGCGGGCAUUGCCAUUUCUCAAAACCAGAAAGAACAAGACUCUGCAUUCAAACUGGGCUGGAAUAGAAUGUUUGGACAAGAUGAGCCUGAGACUGAGGAGGAGGCGCCCAAAUCAAGCCCUCUGGCCUUUGAGAUCACGGCGAUCACAUUCUUCAUCCUCCUCCUCGUCUGCUUCAUUUGUAUUCUCCUUUUAUUGGCAAUUUUUCUAUAUAAAUGUUUCAAAGGUAAGACCGAUGAAGAGCCAGUGAAGGCCCCUUGCACAGACGAAAAUGAAGGGGAGCACUGUUUAGCUGCUAAUGCAGAGAGGGACAAACCUGAAGAUCAAGACAAGGUCGUACUGCACUUCGUAAACAUGGACAUGCCAGUGAGGCCUGGCAUUCUUGUACAAAGACAGAGUAAGGAAGCGGUGGCCACACACUUAGAAGACAACAUGGAGGUAGAAGAGGACAAUAGACAGACACCAGACCCUGCGAGAGACGCCACCCAGGAGGGUGAGCGUGCUGAAAACACAUCCACACGUGUCCACAGAACUACUUCUAUUGUUGACGUGCCAAAAAGACCUCUGAAAGGGGUGACGUUUUCUAAAGAGGUCAUUGUUGUGGAUCUCGGAAAUGAGUACCCCACAGCUCGGAGCUACACUCGAGACCACAAAGAGAGGAAGUGAAGUGCAGGGAACGCUGGCGGCGAGGGCAACGUGACCUUUGACGAGCACUGAUUGGCCGAGGGUACUGGG
Molecule: messenger RNA, 882 nt
Organism: Acomys russatus (golden spiny mouse)
Lineage: Eukaryota; Metazoa; Chordata; Mammalia; Rodentia; Muridae
Gene: Dema1
Product: chromosome 22 C2orf74 homolog
Exons: 5
Coding region: 1-813 (270 amino acids)
Source: RefSeq, a predicted model, not a curated record